AUGUAUAACGAGAUAGAGGAAAAUUACGAUGACGUCGCCAUUAGCACAUUCAAGAGGGGCCUGCCAACAGAGCAUGGUUUAAGAAAGUUUCUAACUGGGAAACUGGUUACCAGCGUGCACCAACUCAUGGACAGAAUCGACAAGUACAAGAGAGUCGAUGAGGACCAACAGACGGGAAAAGGCAAAGCGAAGGUUGUCCCUCAGGAGAGGGGGGACUUCAGGUCAGACCGCUUUAACAAUAGUAACCGGCCGAGAAGGGAUUACUCGGAGCAAUCUGGAUCCACAGGGGCACAAGCAAUCCAUGCUGUGUUCCGAGAACCAUUAUAUAAGAUCCUAGAGAAAGUGAAGAACGAAUUGUUCUUUCAUUGGCCAAGUAGGAUGGUAGGCGAUCCCGCGAAACGUAACCAGAAUCUGUAUUGCGAAUAUCACCAAGAGCUAGGCCACACCACCGAUAACUGCAGGAAUCUGAAAAACCACUUGAACCAGCUGGUCCGAGAGGGAAAGCUGAGACACCUCUUGCAUCAUCCUGUUGGAUGGCAGGAGCAGUCGAACGUCGAAACAAGGUAA
Messenger RNA from Quercus lobata, 567 nucleotides. RefSeq lists its product as uncharacterized. The transcript has a single exon. Lineage: Eukaryota; Viridiplantae; Streptophyta; Magnoliopsida; Fagales; Fagaceae. The record is from RefSeq and is a predicted model, not a curated record. The coding region runs from base 1 to 567 and encodes 188 amino acids.